CCAAGACCCUGCAUUCACUAUAUCUGGUCUCCCACAGUACACAGAACAUGGAAAUGCAAUUAUUUUAGUAAAUAUAAACUGUUAAAUGUUUUUUUUCAUCAGCAGUUAGAGCAGUCUUGUGACUUCCAUCAGUGUCAAGUUGAGCACUGGUUAAAGCUUGUAGAAGUUUUCAUUCUCCUCUCACUGUCCUAUGAGACUGCAGAACCCCUUGCCCUCUGUCUGGACAGUGCUGAUUGGCCCUGUGCUGAUCACAUGCACUCUCCCAAGAAACAAAAACACUCUAGCCAUACACACCAAACUGAGCAUGUAGAGAGUAUCUCCUAGGGUUCUGUAGUAUCAGCAGAUAAUUUGGGAACUGUAUAAGCAGGGGAAGAUCAGAGAAGACAGGAUCAAACAGCCUUUUUACACAAUGUGGAGGAUUAACCUCUUAGGUUCGACAGUGAGUAUAACAAGCAUGCUUUACUGCAUAUACAGACUGAUUUUACUGUUGUGGGUUUAGUAAAACUU
Molecule: messenger RNA, 507 nt
Organism: Staurois parvus
Lineage: Eukaryota; Metazoa; Chordata; Amphibia; Anura; Ranidae
Source: the annotation of a GenBank genome assembly